GAGCGCUUUGCAGUGGCGUUAGCGAUCUGUCGUUAGCACAUCAAUACACUGUAGUAGAAGUCGUCAGAAACAGUUCACUCAUGCUGGACAGUAAGCCCUCACGAUCGCCAAGUGAUGAUUACUUUAUUAUAAAGCGACUUCACAUUUGUAAUGCAUUGAUUUUCUUUAUAAAAGUGCUAGGCCUUGGUUGUACUGUAACGUCUAACUGGUCUGUCUUAGUAAAUUAAAACUAUGGAGAGCAACUCAAAAUGUAAAAAAUCUUUUUAAACAUCUCCUGGAACUUACUUGAAACUUUUUUGGGGACAGACACAACUGGAAUUCAUGCCGAAUGCUAAUUUGCCCUAUCCAUUUUUGUCUGGAUUUUCAGAAUGAACGGCAUGCAACAAAAUGACUUCAAAAGACAAAAUCUGUUAGAGAGACUUCUUGAUGCGGUUAAACAGUGCCAAAUUCGCUUUGGCGGCAGGAAGGAGAUUGCCUCAGAUUCUGAUAGCAGGAUCAUAUGCCUGUGUGCCCAGUUUGAAACAGUUCUUCAACACGGCUUGAGGAAAAGUCGAGGGUUAGCCCUCACAGCAGCUGCUAUAAAACAAGCUGCUGGACUUGGCAGUAAAACUGAAGCAGAGCUGACGUUCUGGUUUUAUGUGAAGGAGCACCUCAACCGUCAUGAGUUGCAGCGCUUCUACUCUCUGCGGAAUAUCACUUCUGAGCUGGGCCGUGGCAGAGCAUGGCUUCGCUGUGCCCUGAACGAGCAUUCUCUAGAGCGAUAUCUUCACAUGCUGCUGGCUGACCGAGCCCGCCUUAGUGCCUUCUAUGAAGACUGGGCUUUUGUCCUUGAUGAGGAGAGAGCAAGUAUGCUGCCCACAAUGGCUGCAGGGCUCAAUUCCAUCCUGUUUGCCAUCACAAUUGACAACACUGAUCUAAACGGGCAGACCCGCAGGGGGUCGUCUGUGUCCGACCUGCUUAAGGAGUCCACACAUGGCAUGAGCAGUCUUUGGAAGGAGUCUGCUCAGGGUGUCAGCACGCUGCUGCGGGAAAUCGGUACUGCUACUGCUGUGGUUCCUGGUUUCAUCCCACGCACAGAUGCUCUAUCAGACCCACUGCCUGUCCUGCCCAGAAGCACUUCUGCAGAUUCUGGUUUGAGGAAGGAGCGCAGACGUAAAAAGAAGAUUACAAACAUCAUCUCCUUUGAUGAUGACUUGGACGUAGGUGCGGAAGAUGAGGAUGAGGCAGGUGAGGACAUCGUUAGGACUCUCAGGAAGAGUGCAGUGGGCUAUGUGAAUUCUGAAGAGUCUCUAGAUCCUCUCAACUCCACCUCUCCAACUCAGAAUGGGCUGAUCGAGACAGGGAUUGUGAGCUGGGCCGAAACUCCCCCACAGAAUGGAGUCCUGCAUGAGAGCAAGCGCAUUGAUAAUGAAGAGGAGGAAGAGGAUGAUAGUUAUGGAAAGAGUAGGACUGAGCCCCAAGAGGAUCAUGGGAGUGGAGAGCCGAUGGUUGUGAGGAGCUUGUCCAGUGUUUCCACUUGGAGCCCAAGGCAGAUCAUCACUGACAGUGACAACUCACAUAUUCUCAUACCUCUGGCCCCUUCUGAGCCCUUCACCCAACAAGCUUGUAGUUCAGUUGAGAAUGUAGAGUUUCAUGGACAGAAGGAGAGCUCUAGCAUGCCAACUGACAGCGAAAAUGCAAGAAGCCAGCUGCAGUUUAGCAUGGAGCCCAACUCACCACCACAGAUUGCUCCUGUGUCCAGUGUUCUGCUGACCCCUGGCCUUCCUGAGUCCAUGAACAUUGCUGAACUACGGCAAGCCAUUGUGGUCAUGAUGAACAGGAAGGAUGAGGUCAUGGAGCAGAACACGUCUCUGCGCAGUCUCCUGGAUGGGGAGAUGGAGCACUCUGCUGGGCUCAGGCAGGAGGUGGACAGUUUGAAGAAGAAACUGGCUGAGCUAGAAGAGAGACAUGCUGCCAAAGUACAGGCCCUCAUGAGAGAGAAUGAAGUUCUGAAGGUCCAGCUGAAGAAGUAUGUUGGUGCUGUCCAAAUGCUGAAACGGGAAUGCAGCCAAGGCAAUGAUGCAUUAGCUAUUCAGAGGAAUUGUGAUUAUCCCCCUCCAGUCCCCCAAAACAGAUCUGUGGCUGAUAUAGAGGACCUGGCUGCCAACUAUGAGCGUAAACUCAUCGAGGUGGCUGAGAUGCACGGGGAGCUGAUAGAGUUUAAUGAGAGGCUGUACCGCUCUCUCAUAGCCAAAGACAACCUGAUCGGACAGAUGAGACAGGAGCUUAUCGACUUGCGUGGCCCAGUGCCAGGGGACCUGAGCCAGACCUCUGAAGAUCCCAGCCUAUCUGACUUUGAGACAACUCAGCGUGCUCUUGUCAACGUGUGGAUCCCUUCAGUGUUUCUUCAAGGUCGGGCUGCCAACGCUUAUCAUGUAUAUCAGGUGUACAUUAGAAUCCUGGACAAUGAGUGGAAUGUGUACCGGCGCUACACUGAGUUCAGGGCCCUGCACAAUUACCUGCGCUCGCAAUUCCCACAGGUCGACACCUUCAAUUUCCCGCCUAAAAAAGCCAUUGGCAACAAGGAUGCCAAAUUUGUGGAGGAGAGGAGGAAACAGCUGCAGUCGUACCUGCGUAUGUUGAUGAAUAAACUGAUCCAGACACUGCCUGAAUUCACUGCCCAGCCCACCAAGGAGACCUUACUGCAGUUACUGCCUUUCUGCCAGGACACCCCAGCGGCCAAAGAGAGUGGAACCAAAACUGCCCGAUCUAAAGCCUCUAGCAGGUUCCCCAAGCUGGGUCGCAGCUCGGGGAGGGAAGCCCGCAACCCUGAACCACAAAGUGGUGACCUUUAACCUCUGACGAACAGGUCUGAUGAUGCAAAAACUUCUGCUGACUUUUAGAAUCUGAAUUGUUAACUUAAGUGUCUGAGGCAGUUGAACCAGGUGUGAGGUGUACUAAGAAUUCCCUUAAUUCUCAGAACUCAUCCGUAUGACUUGACUGAAUCCAGGAUCUUCUCUUCUAUAAUGGAUGUACACACCGCCACAGUUGAAGACUUGUUGGUCCAAGAACCGACAAGCAGAAUCAGCAAGAUUGCCGGAUGGAAUUUUUGGCAAAUACAUAUGGAAUAUCUCAGUUUAGUGGUGAAAAUUUCAGUUACUAUUGUGCCUAGUGUUUUAUAACAGAUGUUGUUUGUGGGGAAAGCCAGGAUGUACUGCAGUGAGAUGAAACUUUUAUGAGACUGCAAUGAGAAUUGUGGUAUCAUCUGGAAAUAACUUGCACAUCAUCAUGAUUUUCUCUUCACAUGGGAAUUUUUUAUUUUUUUUGUAAACAUUUACCGUGCUGUGUAUGAGGCACAAUAAUGUUGGAUGUAAUUCUAUUGUGAAUGCAUUAUAAUACAGUAGAUGUACCAAGCAAUCAUUCCCCACCUUCACCAAUAUGUAGAAGUUCACAAAUCAGUAUUACAGAAAUCAGGAGCCUUUAUAUUUUAGAUGAAAGUCUGUUGAUGGUCAAAACGUGAAAAUAAAGCUUAUAAAUUGUUAGGCAGAGCCCUCGUACUCCUGUCGCUGAGAGACUUCCAUUGGAAAUUUCCUGUGCUGCCAUUAUCCUAUAUAACCUAGAGUGUACUGUUACAUAGAAACUAGUGCAGUCGGUGCAUAUUGUAUUGUGCAGACUGAACAGAAGAGAUUUUCUUAGCAGGGAAGUCUCCGAUGAAUGAAGGCGCAAAUAAUUUUGCCUUAUUUUAACUCCAAGCACAAUGGUGAUUGGCCAAAUUUAAGAUAAAAUCGUUUUUUUGUUUCUGACAAGUGACAGCGCAACUGUUAUGUAAAUGGGGAUCAUGACAUGUUUUGAAUAUCAAAUUAAGAUUCUGUUCACCUGGAAGCAUUGAUGGCUGAAGAGUAGCAGAUCUAUUGUGUGCUUUACAUAUUUGUCUGUCAGCAACUUUUUGUACUACUAGUACACAACUGUAUAUGAUGGUAUUUCUCAAACAGAGAAGCUUUCUGUCAAAAGUUGGUGUGACGAGAAGCAGCUAUUUUUGCAGUGGCACUGCAGCCCACCUUAGAGUGCAAGAGCUUCAUGAAUACAUUAAUAAAUGCAAAUUGA
Xyrauchen texanus (razorback sucker) is the source of this 4083-nucleotide messenger RNA. It is a transcript of the gene snx29, whose product is annotated as sorting nexin 29. The transcript has 21 exons. Gene Ontology annotation, molecular function: phosphatidylinositol binding. The record is from RefSeq and is a predicted model, not a curated record. Bases 369 to 2834 code for a protein of 821 amino acids. Lineage: Eukaryota; Metazoa; Chordata; Actinopteri; Cypriniformes; Catostomidae.